UUUUUCCUUGCAGUGCCCUGCCGUGGAGUGAUGUAGCAGGACGCAGAGGGACUCAGAGGGAAGCACAGCAGACGUUUGGUUGGUUGUUAUUUUAAUAAAGUCGUUCAAAUCUGUACCACUACCUUCUGAAAGCACAAUGGAUUUACCUGCUAACCGAAUUUAACGUCAACAUCGUCGGAGCCGUCCGUCUGAUAGACGGACAUCUUGAUUCUUUCCUCUCAGGAAUAUUUCCCUGGUUUCGGUGACAGCGGUGUAAGAAGCGGGACUCGGCACGGCUCAGCAUGGCGUGGCCCUGUAUCAGCAGGGCGUGCUGCAUGGCCCGCUUCUGGAACCAGCUGGACAAGGCUGACAUUGCGGUGCCUUUGGUGUUCACCAAGUACACGGACGUCUCGGAGAUGCAGCACAUCCAGUUGCAGCCGCCGCUCCACCCUCCCCAGGCCCGGGUCGCCAUAGAAACGCAGCCGUCUCGCGCGGAAAGCCGCACCGCUCCAGCGGUACGCGCGCCGCGGAGGUGCGUCUCCGAGGAGCGCGUGUGCAGCUCGGUGAUGCGGGAGGACUUUAAGCACUGGAAAGUGCGGCCCGAACCGAGCUGUAAACCCAAGAACGAGUACCACGGACCCGAAACACCGUUCAACAGCGAGACCCAGUACCAGAAGGACUUCAAGCCGUGGCCCAUCCCGAAAAGGUACGACCACCCCUGGAUACCCAAACCCCCUACGGCCGGAGAUGACCGGGCUCGGGACAGGUCUAGGCACGCCAAGCAGAAGCUGGCGGAGGCGGAGAGCGGCGUGGAGAAGAGCGCUAUCGCCGACAAGGUGCAGGAGAAAGACCUGCUGCAGGGCCCCGAGAGGAAAAAGCGCUCCAGUAAGCACGACGGGGAGAAGAAGGUGGUGCUGAAGGUGGAGGGAGAGGGUCGGGGGAGGGCGGCGGCGGACGCGGUCAACAGACAGAUCAAAGAGGAGAUCACAGGCGGCAGCUCGUACAAAACAGAGUUCAAGGCCUACAGAGAUGUGAAGCCGGUAAAAAUGAUCCGAGCCCGGUCCCAGUACCUGCCCCCAGAUGAAAAGACGAGCCUAGAGACCAGCUACAGUGCCACCUUCAAGGCACAAGCCCCGCUGAGGCCCGCUGACAACAAGGCCCUGGAGAGGAGGAGGAUACGCAGUUUGUACAGCGAGCCUUACAUAGACCCCAGCAAACAGGUUGACAGGUAUAGUGUCCCUCGCUCUAAACCCAAAAAGUCUGGAGCCACAGCGGCAGGCCAGGGCAAGCCAGUGAAGAAAGCCAAAGAUAAGCAGAGCGCCACGCUGAGGGGCUCCAAGAAGACGACCUCGGAGAACCAGCCUGAGAACCGGUCGGCGGUGGGGGACAAGGAGAAAAGUAAAGAGAUGAACAACAAACUGGCUGAGGCAAAAGAGGUUGUGCUAAAACAGUACCACUACAUACAACUCUGCCAGCCAAUCCGAGAUAUUGGCUGGGUGCAGACUCUAAAGCAACACCUGUGGGGCUGUGCACUACCCAAUCCCAGAGAUGCUAAGGACGAGGUUCUCCGACCCAGUCAUCAUCAUUCCCAGGGUGCUGCUGGAGGAGAACCACAACCACUACUGGAGGGAGCCGGGCCUCGGAGGAGCGGCGGGGUCGUACGCUUUGCCCUAGACGUGAACCAGACUGAGUAGCUCUGCCUGUGAGGACGGAGGCAGACACACCUUUAUGGAGAGACUGCUGCUCCGUACUGUAAAUAUCUAGUGUUAAAAAAAAGAGGUGAAUCCCUAAAUUUAAAAAAAUAAAUAAAUGGAAUAAAACUUUCUGUUAUCCACAUAUUUGAAACACGCAUGUUUGAAACGGCUUCUGCCUCAAAGGUCUCAGCUGUUUGACCCAUGGCAUUAUUGCAAAGGUGCUACAUCAUUUUCUGGUUUCAUGCAAUUUAUUUGAAAGGAAUAUAUCAGUAUUAUUAGUAUCAAUACCACACCAUGAAGUGCUUAUCAAUCACAAUAAACUGUACUGUACAUUGAUCGGUUUUAGUGUAAAUAAAUAAUCAUAACUUGCAGAUUGA
Messenger RNA from Acanthochromis polyacanthus (spiny chromis), 2050 nucleotides. It is a transcript of the gene map6a, whose product is annotated as microtubule-associated protein 6a. The transcript has 5 exons. Lineage: Eukaryota; Metazoa; Chordata; Actinopteri; Pomacentridae. Gene Ontology annotation, molecular function: microtubule binding; calmodulin binding. The coding region runs from base 282 to 1673 and encodes 463 amino acids. Gene Ontology annotation, cellular component: microtubule; Golgi-associated vesicle; cis-Golgi network. The record is from RefSeq and is a predicted model, not a curated record. Gene Ontology annotation, biological process: cytoskeleton-dependent intracellular transport; microtubule cytoskeleton organization; regulation of microtubule cytoskeleton organization.